Messenger RNA from Funneliformis geosporum, 513 nucleotides. The record is from the annotation of a GenBank genome assembly. Lineage: Eukaryota; Fungi; Glomeromycota; Glomeromycetes; Glomerales; Glomeraceae.
AUGCCUUCUACCACGGCUAAUAAUACCACGCCUAAAAAAGAACCAGAUAUUAUAGUAUUUAAUGAUAGUUAUCUUAAAAAGGCAUCAAAAAGUGGUUCAAAUAUUAUUGAAUGGAAAUCAUUUAUGUCGGCUAAAGUUUCUAAAAUGAAUGAAAAAUCCCAAAUAUCAUCGGCAACUAAAAUUAUUAAAGAAUUAGAAGAGGAGAGGAUAAAUAAACAGAAUGAUAAAGAAUUGGAGGAAUUAUUAAAAACCACUCAAUUAUUAGAGAAAUAUACCGCCGAAUAUUUAACAGGAAAAGAUCGUAGGAAAUAUAACGAACGAAAAAUGUUUGAAUUAGGCGCCAAGGCCAAGAAAGGUCUGAAAAUCCCAACACCAAUUUCUUUAGGAAUUCAAUCAAAACGACAAGAGAGAGAAAAAAAAGAACUCGAAGAGGCAAAGAAUCUUGGACUUUACCAUCAAUCGAUAAAACAUAAUUGGGUAUCAUCAUCAUCAAAGCCACAACAACGCAAGUGA